Messenger RNA from Prosopis cineraria, 642 nucleotides. RefSeq lists its product as uncharacterized. The record is from RefSeq and is a predicted model, not a curated record. Bases 1 to 327 code for a protein of 108 amino acids. Lineage: Eukaryota; Viridiplantae; Streptophyta; Magnoliopsida; Fabales; Fabaceae. The transcript has 4 exons.
AUGACGUCUAAGUUUCUUCUGAAAAUGGAUGCGAGGGAGAUUAAAGAAGGAUUUCCUGAGGUGGAAGUAGCUGCUUUUGUGAGGGGAGGUUCCCACAUGAUGUGCGGGGAUUUUGAUUGGAGUUACAGGCUCAAAUACGGUAGACCUGAUCCACCUGAUAUUAUUCUCUACCCCUAUAAAUCUUGUGCUGAUGAAGAUGGGUUCGCUCAUGCCGCAAGGGUUCCAAAUUUAUCAAAAUUCUAUCUAUCUUUCCAAACAAAUUUCUCUCGAGAUCUCGGAUCUCAUCAUAGGCAUCAAGAACCAAAAUUGUAUUUGAAGGAAAUUUAGAAGAAAGUGAAUAAUGGAAGUGAAGGUAGAGUUGGAAGAAGAAGGGGGUUCAUGGGAGAAAUAAUAAUCGAAGAUGUAAAAGUGGAAGGAUACAGCACAAGUAUUUCCAUGGCUUCUCUGGGAUGUUCAGUGACAUAUUACUUGGCUUCUACAGCUAAGUCCAUGUUUUCUGGUUUUGCUUCUCAGUCUUGGAGUUGUCUGGCUGUUGCCACUUUGAUAUCCAUGACCCGGCAACUUCCACGGUAGUCUGUGCUGUUCAGUGUAACAUCAAUAGUAGGAAACUAGGAAUCAUUAAGGUGGUACUUUUAAAAUGAA